AUGGUCCAAAGGCACCCUGUGAUUCUCCGACCGGAAGGCGGCUCACGUAUUAUUGCCAUUGGUACUACAGGCAUUAUUUGUCAGAACGCUUGCCUUCCAAAUCAGGUAAUUAAGGCCCCCCUCAGACACGACAUUUGCGGGUGUGAUGAAGACGUGGUUAAAACGAUACUGCACGAUGAGGAGUAUGCCAUGUCAUGUUUUGAGCGUGAGCGAACUAUCUACGCUCAAUUGCCAAAAAACAUAAAUAUACUUGAUUGCAUCGCAAUUGAGGAUGAUCGUCUUCACUUCCCCUUUUUGCGACUCGGCAAUCUACGUGACUACCUUGCAAGCCAUAAUAAAAUCAUUGGAAGCCAAUUACGGGAUCAAUGGAUUGAUGCGGCCAUCGAUGCCAUCGCACUAGUCCAUAGAUUUGAGAUUGUGCAUGCCGACAUCAGCACCCGCAAUUUUCUUGUGGCUGACGACCUUUCGAUACGACUUUGCGAUUUCUCCGGAUCAUCGAUGGGCAACCAGCCUUCGCUGGUGGAAGAGGAGGACAGAUAUCGUAUAUCUCCAAAUGCUCCUAGGUCUAUUGCAACAGACAUAUUUGCUCUGGGAUGUUUGAUUUUUGAGAUCAUGACGGGUAACCGCCCGUAUGAUGAAAUCCCAGACGACGCAUGUGAAGAGAUAGAGCGACGUUAUGCUAUUGGAGCUUUUCCUUUGCUCAAAGAGAAUGUCUAUGAGAAAAUCAUUCUCAAAUGUUGGACAUUGCAGUAUGUGGAUGUCAAGCAAGUCAAACAAGACAUGAAAACCAUACGCGAAGAGAAGAUUUCGCACAGUCAUACGGAGAUGACAGUUACGAGCUAUCUGCUAACUGUCACCCCGGUCAUUCUCCUUAUUAGUGGUAUUAUACUCGUGUCAAGGCGUAAGCUUUGGGAUUUGUGGCAUGUAACCAGUUAG
This is a messenger RNA of Penicillium cosmopolitanum, 936 nucleotides long. RefSeq lists its product as uncharacterized. The transcript has a single exon. Gene Ontology annotation, biological process: protein phosphorylation. Gene Ontology annotation, molecular function: ATP binding; protein tyrosine kinase activity. The record is from RefSeq and is a predicted model, not a curated record. The coding region runs from base 1 to 936 and encodes 311 amino acids. NCBI's taxonomy places the organism in Eukaryota, Fungi, Ascomycota, Eurotiomycetes, Eurotiales, Aspergillaceae.